GUGAUCAUGUGCAAUUCAUCACGAAAAUACGAUCCGACCCGGGAUAUUACCUUGAAUACAGGAUUGAUUCCGGGGACACUGAUUCUCGACCGUCCUUUUUCUGAAAUCGAAUUGGGAUGAUCGGGGUCCCGACAAGGAGGGAAAAAAAAAAUAAAAAAAAAUUCAACACUACCGAAACCCGUCGCGUCUACCGGUAGCCAGGAUCCUGUGUGAUCAGCAAACGAAACGCCGGUCGGCCCGGACGACGGGCGGUCCGCAACUGCUGGAAGACCUACGUAGUAAUGCGGUUAACUAACUUCCACGAAGGUACGCACCUGUGCAUGCCGUGGUGGACCAAGGAGCUCCUGGCAGCCCAGUAUGGAUUUAACUUCUGUCAGGCAUGUCAGGUUAAAGAGGAGACCAGGUCUGCCAGGCAAGCCAGGCUUGCCAGCUGA
Molecule: messenger RNA, 434 nt
Organism: Pyricularia oryzae 70-15
Lineage: Eukaryota; Fungi; Ascomycota; Sordariomycetes; Magnaporthales; Pyriculariaceae
Exons: 2
Coding region: 282-434 (50 amino acids)
Source: RefSeq, a predicted model, not a curated record